AUGGUGAGGGAGGUGAGCCACGGAGGAAAGGUGGAGAAAGUGAAGAAGAAGGAUAAGUGCGUUCUCCAAUAGAUGAGUGGAGAGAGAGAGAUGAGGAGGAAAGGAGAGAGCCGGACAGGAGGAGGAAGAGUGUUUUCUAAGAUCCUGGGUCCUGAUCUGAUUCUAUUAAUGAUUGUUCACAAUUAAACUAGGGAUGUGCAACAUGAUGAAGACUAGUCAUUUCAACUGUCUGGGAUCUGAGGGAAAAACUCAUCCUGUGACUCUGUUUUAUACAAUCAUGUCAUUUUAUGUUAUUCCUUGUCUGUUUUUCUUUCGUUAUACAGACAAAAAUAUUAUAUUCAACUGACCAACAUUUAGAUUUACAUUCUAUAAAUUAUAUUGUACUCAAUGUAGAUCUCUGCAGUUGUAUAGGCUUUACGUGUAUUUUUAAAUGAUCAAAUAAAUUCAAUUAAUCAAUUGGUAUUGAGUUUGUGUGUUGGGAGGGUGCUGUCUGACAUUUAUUGGUGUUUUGUUUUUAUAUGGCUGUAUAAAGAUUAACGUUUUUAUUGAACUUGUGACACUUCAUCCAAGAGGGGAAUUUAUUCCAGUUGUGGAGUGCGAGGGAAUUACCACUCUGCCAUCUGGAGUUUUGCUACAUUUUACCACCCAAUGUAUUCCAUGGAAUUUAGAGCUGAUUUAUUAUUCAUUCUAUCCACUCUAUAAGCCUCUGUCAAAUGCACUUUAAAUUGUAAUACAUCUGUUCUGUGAUAGCCUCCAGCAUAUUGGAGAAUAUUGUAGAAUCUGAUCCUUUCUACCCCUCUAUCCCGCUUUCUCCCUCUCUAUCCACCUGUUACCUGAAAGGGUGUAGUUAGAUGGGGGCCAGUGACUCUGCAGUUUACUCAGCUUAUCUGUAACAGUGCUCACCUGCUUUCAUGUUUCUUUAACAUUGCUCACACACACACACACAGGUUCUAGAGAGGAGAAACUACCAAGAGAUAAGAAUCAUGUCUGUGGAAAUCCACAUAGAAUAUUGGUAAGUUAUUGUCAAACGUUUUACUACAUCUGUUAAUGUCUACUCUAAAAUGAUAUUAGGAGAUCUGGUGUUAUACCCAAGAAAACAUUACAGUGAGUCCAUGUACAAACUGUCUGAAUGUGUUGGUGUGGAACCAAUAGACUUCCUAUUGCCUCAGGUUAUUGAUUUAAAGGGAUAGUUUACACACACAAAACAUUUUUUUAACAUGAUUUUCCACUUAGAUUGAUGAUGUAAAUAAUGAGUUUCUCUAACUUUUACCAAAGUUUCAGCCACCCUCUCCAUUUCUAUUGUCCAGUGUAAAGUUAGAGAUAUGACAUGCCAUGUGCAGCCUGUGUGACAGUGUGUGUGUGAUGGUGUGUGUGUGACAGUGUUUGUUGCAACGUGUAACAGUGUGUUUGUGUUGUGGGCUGCAGUAGUGGAUGAGGGUACGAGUCUCGCUAUCAGGACCUGGCAUCCGCUAUCAAGCGGAAUGUUCCUGAUGCGACGGUGACGGGAACCACAGGGCGGCGUUCUAAGUUACUCACACACACACAGCUUGAAGUUACCCUGUCAGAUACAGUGACGUCAUAGCUGUGUUUUACACACAGAACAAUGUCACAGAUCCCAUCGGACUUCAACUGACUACACUAUGAUGGUCCAUCCAUCAGAUUUGAUCAAUACCUCAGAUUAUUAUUUUAUAUUCUAACCUAACUGCUCAUGGUUUGUCCUACAGCCAGUUUCGAGGUAACAGUGAAUGGUAAACUGGCUUACUCUAAACUGGAGGCAGGAGGAUUCCCAGACACCAAGGAGGUGGGUGUUGUUCCUGUUCUAACCACCAGGUGGCACCAUACUCAAUGUAUCUUCAUGUUAUGUCUGAGGUCAAGCCACACUAUCUGAACCUGAACAGUAGCUCAGAAGUGUAAAGUCAGGGAGCAUGGAUAAGACGAUAAGGCAUGGGAUCCAAUCCCAGCCAAGUCAUACUAUUUAUUUAAGCAUUUCAUUGUACUGUAUAGUAUACACCAUGUGUAUCCUGUGCAUAUGAUAUGACAAAUAUACCUUCAUUUGAUUUAUCGCCUACAUGCUCUCUGUAACAUGCGCUACCAUCUGACCAGCUGGUGGCGAUGGUGAGGGAGGUGAGCCACGGAGGAAAGGUGGAGAAAGUGAAGAAGAAGGAUAAGUGCGUUCUCCAAUAGAUGAGUGGAGAGAGAGAGAUGAGGAGGAAAGGAGAGAGCCGGACAGGAGGAGGAAGAGUGUUUUCUAAGAUUCUGGGUCCUGAUCUGAUUCUAUUAAUGAUUGUUCACAAUUAAACUAGGGAUGUGCAACAUGAUGAAGACUAGUCAUUUCAACUGUCUGGGAUCUGAGGGAAAAACUCAUCCUGUGACUCUGUUUUAUACAAUCAUGUCAUUUUAUGUUAUUCUUUGUCUGUUUUUCUUUCGUUAUACAGACAAAAAUAUUAUAUUCAACUGACCAACAUUUAGAUUUACAUUCUAUAAAUUAUAUUGUACUCAAUGUAGAUCUCUGCAGUUGUAUAGGCUUUACGUGUAUUUUUAAAUGAUCAAAUAAAUUCAAUUAAUCAAUUGGUAUUGAGUUUGUGUGUUGGGAGGGUGCUGUCUGACAUUUAUUGGUGUUUUGUUUUUAUAUGGCUGUAUAAAGAUUAAAGUUUUUAUUGAACUUGUGACACUUCAUCCAAGAGGGGGAUUUAUUCCAGUUGUGGAGUGCGAGGGAAUUACCACUCUGCCAUCUGGAGUUUUGCUACAUUUUACCACCCACUGUAUUCCAUGGAAUUUAGAGCUGAUUUAUUAUUCAUUCUAUCCGCUCUAUAAGCCUCUGUCAAAUGCACUUUAAAUUGUAAUACAUCUGUGCUGUGAUAUCCUCCAGCAUAUUGGAGAAUAUUGUAGAAUCUGAUCCUUUCUACCCCUCUAUCCCGCUUUCUCCCUCUCUAUCCACCUGUUACCUGAAAGGGUGUAGUUAGAUGGGGGCCAGUGACUCGGCACACCAAAAAUUAGGGAUUCAACAAGGGUUCUUCUAAGAUCCUCAAAGUUCUUUGAAGAACCUUAGGGUUCUUGGCACAGAAAAUUGGACCCAAAAGGUUCUUCCAAGAACCCCAUAGGAGGUGGGGUUCAUCGAGGAACCUCAUUAGUUGGUGGGGGUUCUUGCAGGAACCUAACUGCCCAACUGAAACAUUUGGAUUUGAAAGGACAGCAGGUGCAGGCCCUUAACUAAAACAUGUAAAGAUCUCCUCAAUUUAAGGUAAGGUUUGUUCCUUGUAUGAUCUAAAUUGAUAUUGUUGAACAGUAGCUCAGCAGUGUUAAGCAUGGAUAAGACGAUAAGGCAUGGGAUCCAAUCCCAGCCAAGUCAUACUAUUUCUUUAAGUAUUUCAUUGUACUGUAUAGUAUACACCACGUGUAUCCUGUUCAUAUGAUAUGACAAAUAUACCUUCAUUUGAUUUAUCUCCUACAUGCUCUCUGUAACAUGUGCUCUACUGUCUGACCAGCUGGUGAGGGAGGUGAGCUGCAGAGGAAAGGUGGAGAAAGUGAAAAAGAAGGAAGAUAAGCUUGUUCCCCAGUACAGGGUUUCCCAAACUCGGUCCUGGGGCCCCCCUGGGUGCACGUUUUGGUUUUUGCCCUAGCACUACACAGCUGAUUCAAAUAAUCAAAGCUUGAUGAUGAGUUGGUUAUUUUAAUCAGCUGUGUAGUGCUAGGGCAAACACCAAAACGCACCCAGGGGGGUCCCCAGGACCGGGUUUGGGAAACCCUGCACCAGUAGAUGAGUGGAGAGCAAGAGGUAGGAAGAGGAGGAUAAAAGGAGAGAGGGGGAGAGGAGGAGGACGGUGUUUUCUAAGAUCCUGGGUCCUGGCCUGUUUCUAUUAAUGAUUGUUCACAUUGAAACUAGGGAUGUGCAACAUGGAGACUAGAGUCAUUUAAACGGUCUGUGAUUUAAGGAAAAUACUCUUAUACUGUUAUGUUAUGUUGUUAUGUAAUGUUAUGUAAUGCUGUUGUUAUUCCUCUGUUUUUCUUUCAUGAUACAGACAGGGAUAUUAUAUUAGACUAGCGUUUAGAUUGAUAUUCUAUAAGUUAUAUUCUACUCAAUAUAGAUCUCUGCAGUUGUACAUGUAUUUUUAAAUGAUCAAAUAAAUUAAUUCAAUCAGUUGGUAUUGAGUGUAUGUGUUGGGAAGGUAGAGGUUGGGGGAUCAGGGGCACACACAACCACUGCACUUUACCUUCCCAGGUAACAUCCACACACUCCAGCAGCAUCACAGACUGGCCUACCAGGUGACAGUAGUGCGUGCACCAUGGACAGAUAAAAUCUCACACCACCUGAGAUCAGAGCACCCAUCUACCGCAGGCUUCCUGUCCAGAUCCUCAUCUACCCUGCUCUCUGUUUCUCCUUCUCUAGCUCUCCAUCCCUCUAUCCCACCAGGUUUUGAAUGAUCAGAGAUGGAAAUAGCUGUUCUAUACACAAAUCAACAUCCUACUGCUAUCACACAGUGACACGCUGGCAGUGCCAGCAGGGGUGUAAAGUAUUUUUACUUAAGUCGUUUUUUGGGGUAUCUGUACUUUACUUUACUAUUUAUAUUUUGGACAACUUUUACGUCACUACAUUCCUAAAGAAAAUAAUGUACUUUUUACUGCACACCCAAAAGUACUCGUUACAUUUUCAAUGCUUAGCAGGACAGGAAACUGCUCCACUGCUUCACGCAUUUAUCAAGAUAAAUAAAUCCCUGUUCAUCCCUACUGCAUCUGAUCUGGCGGAUGCUUCAUUUGUAAAUGAUGUCUGUGUUGGAGUGUGCCCCUGAUUAUCUGUAAAUUAAAAUAAGAAAAAGAAAUGUGCCGUCUGGUUUGCUUAAUAUAAGGAAUUUGAAAUGAUUUUGAUACUUAAGUAUAUUUUAGCAAUUACAUUUACUUUUGAUACUUAAGUAUAUUUAAAACCAACAUUCCAAACACCCAUGCACACACACACACUCACCUGCCACAUGUAACACAGCUACUGUAAGCGCAGAGAUGUCACAAACUCACAGCACAAAACCCCCCAGAAUGAAAUACGCCCAAGAGAAGCAAACCAAGCAUGCAUAUCUAGUGACAUUCACUGUCCACAGUCUAGAGAUAUAAUUCACUGUCCCCUGUCCACAGAUAACAUAAUUCACUGUCCACAAUCUAUAGAUAACAUCAUUCACUGUCCCCUGUCCAAUCUAGAGAUAAUAUCAUUCACUGUCCCCUGUCCAAUCUAGAGCUAAUAUCAUUCACUGUCCCCUAUCCAAUCUAGAGAUAAUAUCAUUCACUGUCCCCUGUCCAGUCUAGAGAUAACAUAAUUCACUGUCCAAUCUAGAGCUAAUAUCAUUCACUGUCCCCUGUCCACAGAUAACAUAAUUCACUGUCCACAAUCUAUAGAUAACAUCAUUCACUGUCCCCUGUCCAAUCUAGAGAUAAUAUCAUUCACUGUCCCCUGUCCAAUCUAGAGCUAAUAUCAUUCACUGUCCCCUGUCCACAGAUAACAUAAUUCACUGUCCACAAUCUAUAGAUAACAUAAUUCACUGUCCCCUGUCCAAUCUAGAGAUAAUAUCAUUCACUGUCCCCUGUCCAGUCUAGAGAUAACAUAAUUCACUGUCCCCUGUCCAAUCUAGAGCUAAUAUCAUUCACUGUCCCCUGUCCAGUCUAGAUCAGUAUCACUGUCCUGUCCAUCUAGAGAUAUAUAUUCACUGUCCUGUCCAAGUCAGAUGAAAUUCACUGUCCCUGUCGAACUGGCUGAUAUGCAUCUAGUCCCCCAGUGAUCAUUCUGCUGAUACUGGUGUCUGGGUAUCUAAGGUCAGUGAUCAUUCAUGCUGAUACUGGUAUUCUGGGUAUCUAAGGUCAGUGAUCAUUCUGCUGAUACUGGUGUCUGGGUAUCUAAGGUCAGUGAUCAUUCUGCUGAUACUGGUGUCUGGUAUCUAAGGUCAUGUGUCCAUUCUGCUGAUACUGGAUGUCUGGGUAUCUAAGGUCAGUGAUCAUUUGCUGAACUGGUGCCUGGUAUCUAGAGUCAUAUCAUUCUGCUGAUACUGGUCGUCUGGGUAUCUAAGGUCAGUAUCAUUUUGCUGAUACUGGCUGUCUGGUAUCUAGAGUCAGUGAUCAUUCUGCUGAUACUGGUAGUCUGGUAUCUAAGGUCAGUGAUCAUUCUGCUGAUACUGGGUGUCUGGGUAUCUAAGGUCAGUGAUCAUUCUGCUGAUACUGGGUGUCUGGGUAUCUAAGGUCAGUGAUCAUUCUGCUGAUACUGGGUGUCUGGGUAUCUAAGGUCAGUGAUCAUUCUGCUGAUACUGGGUGUCUGGGUAUCUAAGGUCAGUGAGGUCAGAGAGUUUAACACAUUUCUCAAACCCCCGGACCUCUGUCUGUCUGACUCCCUGCCUCUCCCUCCCUUGCGCUCUCUCUACCCUGGUCUCUCGCCAAUUCUCCCCCCCUUAUCUCAGUCUCUCCCUUUGCUUGUUUAUGAGAUCCAGUCCCGAGAGUCCCAUCUGGAGGCCAGUAAAGAUGUCCCCCUUCAUCAGUAA
Messenger RNA from Coregonus sp. 'balchen', 6509 nucleotides. NCBI's taxonomy places the organism in Eukaryota, Metazoa, Chordata, Actinopteri, Salmoniformes, Salmonidae. The record is from the annotation of a GenBank genome assembly.